AAAAUGAAAAUAAAAAAAUAAAAAGUUAAAGUUGGUCUUUCCUCUGGGUUCCUGAAACACACCAUGGAAUCUGCUGUCAGAACCACUUACAAUAAAGUUGUCCUAUUUACAGGUUUUUGAUAAGCUGUUUUUAUUCUUUAAUGAAUAAGAAACGAUGCCAUUAUCCCCUACAAAAUAGCUGAGGUUUUACUUGAACAAAAUCUGUUUGGAAAUGCUAAGCUGGUUACACAGAACUAAUAUGCCUCAAGGUGGUCAUUCUCUCUGGAUUAAAGCUGUGGAACAAUUGUGGCUCCUGUUACAAGGAAAACGACAAAGGGCCAUUAUGAAAAGGGACAAAAAUCUCUGUUCCCAGGGGGGCACUGACAAGCUGAAAGUCCUCCUCUACAUGCCAACACAAAAGCCUGAUUGCCUCAGAUUGUUUGUUUAUGUAAAUCAAAAGGCUGCCAUUAGUUCAGCAAGUGAGGCUGCCCAGCGACAAAGAAGGUGGUGAUUGGCUGGAUGCUUGCUCCUGGGCUGGUGGCAAAUCUGACAAAUCCUAUUGCUUUUGUUCUAAGCUCUAUCUGGACACCUUUAGGAAAAGCAGUUUGUUAUUAUGUACUGAAGCAAAUACUUUGUAUUCUCAGAGUAGGAGGUGGAACUAUAGAACUUGAAGGGGAGAGAACACAUCUAGCAAAGAUCUUUUCCUUCAGUUUCUCCAAAGCUUUCUUUGGGUUCUUGGACUCAACUGUACAUCAUGACAGACGUUCCAGGGACACUCAGUCAGGCUGAGUGCAAUGGGGAUACACCACCUGAAAAUGGUCAACAACCAAUCACUAAAACAAAUGAGGGAUCCAGUGAUGUGGAUGGUACCUCACCAUACUACAGGGUAGAACCCCAUCUUGAAGACUUACCCACAGAAGGAAAUCAGGAGAAAAGUGAAAAAUUACAAGGGAAUAUGGUAGUCAACUGGUCCACUGAUGAGAAGAUUCUAAAAGAAAAACCCGAAGAGAAUCUUUUUCUUGUUCAUAAGGCUAUCACAGAUCUUUCUCUCCAAGAAACAAGUGUUGAUGAAAUGACAUUCAGAGAAGGACAUCAAUGGGAGAAGAUUCCUCGGAGCAUCAGUAGCCAGGAAAUAAGUAGACAAAAGGAAAGGAUUACUGAACAACCUCUAGAAGAGAAGGAAGAGGAGGAUGGGAAGAGCAAAGCUCACCAGGCAACUGAAAUGGAAUGGUUGGGAUUUCGGAAACCUAGCCAAGUUGAUGUGUUGCAUUCUAAACAUGAGGAGGAGCAAGAGGUUUGGGAUGAAGAAAUUAAUAAUGAUGACGAUGAUUGCAAUGAUGAUGAAGAUGAAGUUCGAGUAAUAGAAUUUAAGAAAAAAAAUGAAGAGGGUUCUCAAUUAAAAGAGGAAGUUGAUGCAAACGAGGACUCGCCACUGAGCAGCCCCAGUUCCCAACCUGUGACACCUGAGGAGCAGCCAACCUUUGGGAAGAAGAGUGAUAUCUCUAGAAAUGCUUAUUCAAGAUACAAUACAAUAUCCUAUCGGAAAAUCAGGAAGGGGAACACCAAGCAGAGAAUUGAUGAAUUCGAGUCUAUGAUGCACUUAUAAACUAAAUGGAACGAGGAAAUUCUCCUGCCCACUAAAGCAAAAGCUAAUUCUAUUUUCCUGAGAUGCAUCUUUGCAUGUCUUAUUUGAGUCAUCCCCUUUAAAGAUGUGAAACCUUAAUCUCUGUUUCACUGUAGAAUAAUAUGGAAAUAAUCCUAGACAAAAUUCAGUCUGGUAACCUCAAGUCAAAAAGCUUUAGAUUCAUUCGUGGGCAUUUGCUUUUUAAAAUUUCACUAAUACAGCCUUGUGUGAUAAGCACUAAACAGCAAACAGCAAGCACCCCUGGAGAAUCUGGCAUGAUUUGGCUUUAAAAGUAGCAACACUGAGAAAUACAGUCAUCAGAUGAAAGAGGACUAUGAGAAAUGACCUGUAUCUCUUUUGGUGUCUUUCUUCCUGCACACUGAGGGUGCUAGAAAGUCUGGUAUUAAACUUCUCUUUCUUUUAAACAUGUUUUUAUAGACACUGGCAAUAAGCUGUCCAAAAUGUUUUGCUUUUUCUAUUAUCUUCAAAUAAGAUUUUAAGUGGUUUUCCUUAGCCUUUAGAGUGAAAAGUCUGUACAGGCCUUCUUCCUAGGUGUUACCAUUCACUGAAUUUUCUCACUAGAGGGGCCGAGCAAUUGUCAGUCAGGAAAAUUCUGACUAAAUGUUGGCUUUAUGCACUCAAGAUGAAUAAAAUCCACUGUGAGGUUGAUAUAGGGAGGGGCUAGAAAAAUUGGUGGGCAAUAGACUAAAGAGUCAGAUACUUUAUUUCUGUAACUGAAAAUAAAAUCUCGUCUAGCACAGUUAAAGUCAUUACAAGUGAAAAUGACAGCUUUAGCACAAUUUUAAGAAAAUACCCCUCUCUAUUACCACACUUUCUCUUAUUAACAGUAUCUCAGAAUAAUUUUCUUUCCUUAGAAACCCAAGACAACUCUAGUCAUAACUGUACUAGUUACUAUGAUAAUGGAAAUAAUUAUCUUAGGAUAUUUUCAAAGUAGAAUGUGAGUAUGUAUUUUUAGUGAGAAAGCUCUGAUAGUUGUUGGGAAUAUAUAAUUUACUGGACCUCAGCCCAAAUCAAGAUGCUUAAAAUUGUGCCUAUGGAGCUUCACUCAAGCCAGUGUGUCAAAUAAUGUAUUAAAUAUUUAUGAAAAGGGAGAAUCUAUAUUUAUAUUCUUAGAUAGUUUCAUAAUUUUUCAUUUCAGGCUCCCGUAUAUAUCACCCUGAACUUUCUGUCACCACAGAUAAAGAUAUUUUUGGCCCUGCAAAUAAAAAGACAAUUCCUUAUUGUCUGAAUGUAAUACAGUCUUCAUUGUACUAUUCAACCCUUUGUUUAUUUCUUUUUCACUUUGUGAAAAUACCCAGAUUAGGCCUUCUUAGAUUAUUGCUUAUUUAUGUGUAACAAAUCCCACACAUUCUAAUGGAAAUUUCUUUAAUUCUCCCUGGUCAUAUAAUAUAUUUCCAUGGUAUCAUAUACUAUUAUUUACUGUUUACAAGACUCAAUUUUGAAUUCAAGAUUGAAGAGGUUCUUUUAUCCUUUCAAACAGAUAUUUUGCAACCUGAUCAUGUAAAAGUCUGUUGCUCUUCAUCUGUAGAACCUAUAGAUUUCCUUCUUGAUAAUCCAAGUUUUCAGAAGGAAGCCAGGGAAAUCAGGUGUUUAUUGGUAAAUUUAGGUAAAAGAUUGGUGCACUCAGACAAUUUCCUAUUUAUUUAGAUACUCUGUUCCACCUGGACAACCUAUUUUCUUUUCUGGAUUACUGAUGACCCCUACAAUUUUCUACUUAGCUUCAAAGCACGGUAUUUUAUUAUCCAUCAUGGAAGAGGAGCAUAUCGUUAACCUACCAUCAACAGAACCUCUAUUUCUAAUUGUCCCAGCAGAAGUGUUGAAUUCCUGCAGAAUUUGAGUGAGCUGGGUGGUCUAUGGUGUGACAUGGCCAAGCAACUGGAUCUUAUGGGGAUCCAACACAUAGUAACCCUGGCCUUUUUAGCUUUGUGCUCUUACCAUAUAAUUAACCAAACAUGAAAGAUUUUGUCAACAAAGACUUUAUCAGGGUAUGUUCAAUGAGCAAAUGCUCAGUGCUUAUGGGUGAGGCAGUGUAGCUACAAAAGAGCACGGAAACUACUCUUUGACAUUAAUGCCCAUUGCCCUGUGCUGCCAUCUUACACUAAGGCCACAGAGUUAAGUGAUCAUAAGUAACAUUGAUGGGGUUAGGUGACUAUUUAAUUCUUUAUAACCUAGGAAAGGCAAGGGUAUGGUUCUGAUUUCAGGAGGGAUAUUUAACAUAUUAGACACUCUUACAAGACAAGGUAGAACACAAAUUGGUAACUAUACUGGAAGAUUUACUGCUUUUGUGAUUCAAGGUUCAGGGGUAGAUGGAAGAAGGACUCUGGUACCUGUUAGGAGGGAAAAUUGAUUUCUGUGAGAAUGUUGCUAUUUCUUACAUGACUUAAUUUUUCUUAGUUUUGGGGUGAAUAGGAAUUAAUAAAAGCUCUAUUUGUCAAUAUAAAAUUUACCUUUUAUAUAAUGCUACACUGGAAAACGUGGAAUAUGUCAGACUCUAUUAUCUGUCUACAAUUUAAAUAAAGAACUGUUGUGUCUGACUUGCUCUCAAUAAAAGUUUGUGUCCCUGU
Callorhinus ursinus (northern fur seal) is the source of this 4188-nucleotide messenger RNA. RefSeq names its product ermin (gene ERMN). The record is from RefSeq and is a predicted model, not a curated record. Gene Ontology annotation, cellular component: paranode region of axon; myelin sheath; neuronal cell body. Gene Ontology annotation, molecular function: actin filament binding. Gene Ontology annotation, biological process: actin filament organization; morphogenesis of a branching structure; regulation of cell shape. Lineage: Eukaryota; Metazoa; Chordata; Mammalia; Carnivora; Otariidae.